CGUUCCGCCAUUUCCGCUUCCGGCGCGCGGCGUUUCCGGUUCCGCCGCCGCCAGGCCCGUUCCCGGCGCCGCCGCCGCCGCCAUGGGCGCUCACCUGGCGCGGCGCUACCUGUGGGACGCGGAGGGCGAGCCCGACCCGCUGCACAUGCCGUCCUUCCCGGCCGAGCUGGGGCUGCCGCGCCGCCAGCCGCGCGCCGCGGUGGCCUCGGCGGCGCAGCUGGCGCAGGGCCGGGUGCCGCUGGAGCAGCGGGACUAUUGCAGCCACCACCUGCUGCGGCUGCUGCGCUGCCACCGCGACAACUUCCCCGUGCCCUGGGGCUGCCACCGGCUGCGGCACGCCUGGGACGCCUGCCAGCACGAGGACUACGUGAUGCGCAUGAAGGAGUUCGAGCGCGAGCGGCGCCUCCUGCAGCGCCAGAAGCGGCUCCGGCAGAGCCAGGGGGACACCGAGUGACAGCGGGGACAGUGACACCGCGGUGACACCUGGGACACCGCGGUGACACCUGGGACACCACGGUGACGGUGACACGAGGCCACCCCCGCACAAUAAACCUGCUGAGUGACA
This is a messenger RNA of Oenanthe melanoleuca, 565 nucleotides long. RefSeq names its product NADH:ubiquinone oxidoreductase subunit B7 (gene NDUFB7). Gene Ontology annotation, cellular component: mitochondrion. The transcript is spliced from 3 exons. The record is from RefSeq and is a predicted model, not a curated record. Bases 83 to 454 code for a protein of 123 amino acids. NCBI's taxonomy places the organism in Eukaryota, Metazoa, Chordata, Aves, Passeriformes, Muscicapidae.